Messenger RNA from Hydatigera taeniaeformis, 192 nucleotides. The record is from the annotation of a GenBank genome assembly. NCBI's taxonomy places the organism in Eukaryota, Metazoa, Platyhelminthes, Cestoda, Cyclophyllidea, Taeniidae.
AUGUACUUGUCUGAUGGCAUUCGCCAAAUAGAUUACGUAAUCGCCUUCAGCUUUUCCUCACCGUCCGUUGAGGAGCCAUUUCAGGACUUUCUCAUUGCCCUCCUCCACCGCGGCUUCAAUAUUGAGGUGAGCGAGAGGAUGUCACAUUGGCUUAGCUACAAACUUUCACCUCCAAAAUGUGCUCUAUCGUAG